Auanema sp. JU1783 is the source of this 744-nucleotide messenger RNA. NCBI's taxonomy places the organism in Eukaryota, Metazoa, Nematoda, Chromadorea, Rhabditida, Rhabditidae. The record is from the annotation of a GenBank genome assembly.
AUGCAUAUCCACUCAAACCUAUUAUUCGUGAUUCUCCUCAUAAACACAAUUCUCAAUUUGGUGUCUAUUUCGACUUUUCCGGUGUUUGAGCGCUCUAUAACAUUAAGCACCAUGACAUCUUCUGAGGGCAAGAGCUCUCCCUUUCUUUCUCUGUUUCACAGAAAAAAACGAAUAAAUGGAACUAAGACGUCAGAUGACAUCAAAUCUGUCCUAACUCCAACGAAAACUGUCCAGACAAAAACGAAUAACUCUCAAAAAUCAAAAGCUAAGAAAUUGCCUGAUUCGAAAACACUACCUGCCAGCAUUCAUCGUAAGAAGAAGGGCAGAGAAAAAUCGUUUUGGGGCACAAAGUCUCAAUCACUUGACGAUCUCAUACCUUUUGAUCCUUGCGCUCUACUAGAGGCACUGGAAACCAUAGCAGCGGAUAAACCUAUGGUAGCUCGAAGCAUUCCUAAACACGCCAAAAUCAUGAAGAAAGAAGACAAGAGCAUGAACAACUGUCUUUUUGAGAAAGAGGUUUAUGACUCCAUGCUGUGUGAUUCAUUGAGAGUUUGUGAUUUACUACAGUCACAUCUGGACGACUGUAUAGUUUCUGUCAGAACGAAAAGUCCAGAACCUGGUUUGGAUUUGUCUCAAGACUGCCGAGACUCUGGAAAAGGAAACUCCUCAGCAUCAUCUACAAUCUCACUAAGUCCAUCAACCAAGAAACGACCUAUGAAAUCGUGUGUUCGAGCAGAUGUUUGA